Molecule: messenger RNA, 2004 nt
Organism: Pomacea canaliculata
Lineage: Eukaryota; Metazoa; Mollusca; Gastropoda; Architaenioglossa; Ampullariidae
Product: histone deacetylase 1-like
Exons: 15
Coding region: 108-1682 (524 amino acids)
Molecular function (GO): histone deacetylase activity
Source: RefSeq, a predicted model, not a curated record
GUACAAGAGAUAACCCACCAGGUGGCGUGCAAGGGGCAAAUUACGGCAACUCGAGGGAAAAAAAAAAUCUGUGUGACUAGUUAGCGCGUCUGUAGGCAACUUCAAAAAUGAGUUCGAAUUCAGGAUACAAGAAAAAGAUAUGUUAUUACUAUGACGGUGACAUUGGGAACUAUUACUAUGGACAGGGACAUCCUAUGAAGCCUCACAGAAUUCGCAUGACACAUAACCUUAUUUUGAACUAUGGCCUGUACAGGAAAAUGGAAAUUUAUCGUCCUCACAAAGCAACUGCAGAAGAAAUGACAAAAUUCCACAGUGAUGAUUACAUCAAGUUCCUUCGCAGCAUUCGACCUGACAACAUGUCUGAAUACAAUAAACAGAUGCAGAGGUUCAAUGUAGGUGAAGACUGUCCAGUUUUUGAUGGCAUGUAUGAAUUCUGUCAGCUGUCAACUGGAGGAUCAGUUGCGGGUGCCGUUAAGCUGAACAAACAGGCAGCAGAUAUUGCCGUAAACUGGGCAGGUGGCCUUCAUCAUGCAAAGAAGUCAGAGGCAUCAGGGUUCUGCUAUGUCAAUGACAUUGUACUGGCCAUCCUAGAGCUCCUGAAGUACCACCAAAGAGUUCUGUACAUUGAUAUUGAUAUUCAUCAUGGUGAUGGUGUUGAAGAAGCCUUUUAUACAACUGACCGUGUGAUGACUGUGUCAUUCCACAAGUAUGGGGAGUACUUUCCUGGCACUGGAGAUCUCCGAGAUAUUGGUGCAGGAAAGGGAAAAUAUUAUGCUGUGAACUUCCCACUUAGAGAUGGUAUUGAUGAUGAAUCAUAUGAAAGUAUCUUCAAACCGGUAAUUACAAAAGUCAUGGAAACCUACCAGCCCAGUGCCGUUGUUCUACAGUGUGGUGCCGACUCAUUAUCAGGAGAUCGCCUUGGUUGCUUUAAUUUGACAUUGAAGGGGCAUGGCAAAUGUGUAGAGUUCAUGAAAAAGUGGAAUCUACCACUCCUUCUGUUAGGUGGUGGUGGGUACACCAUCAGGAACGUGGCACGGUGCUGGACUUACGAGACCUCUAUGGCUCUUGGUGUGGACGUAGCAAAUGAGCUUCCAUACAACGACUACUUUGAAUAUUAUGGUCCUGACUUUAAACUGCACAUCAGUCCUUCCAACAUGGCCAACCAGAAUACUGCGGAGUACAUGGACAAAAUUAAGACACGGCUUUUUGAGAAUCUGCGAAUGCUUCCUCAUGCUCCUGGAGUCCAAAUGCAAGCAAUUCCUGAGGAUGCAAUUAAUGAGGAAAGUGAUGAUGAGGACAGGGAGAAUCCUGACAGUCGUAUUUCAAUACGAGCAAGUGACAAGCGCAUCACAUGUGAAGAGGAAUUUUCCGACAGCGAGGAUGAAGGUGAGGGUGGGAGACGAGACCGCACCAGUUACAAGCCUUCCAAAGCCAAGAAACCGCGAAAUGAGGAGGAGAGGAAAGAAACUGAUAAAUCUGAUGGCAAGGAAGAAAAGAAAGAAGUGAAAAAAGAGCCAGUGGAAGUGAAGGAAGAAACAAAGUCCACAGAUAAAAGCUCUGAUGACCAACCUGAUGCAGCCAGCACCGAGAAAAAAGAAAUUCUGGCCCCUAAACAGGAAGCACAAGCAGAAGUCAAAGAUUCAGAAGAUUCAGGAACAGAACCUCAGAAAAUGGAACAUUGAUCUUUCUCAAGCUUUACAUGCAUCAAAUUUGUAGCAAAGAAAAAAACAAAACAUUUUUUAACUAAGUGUCAAGUCAAAGGCAGAAAAAGGCUUAAGAGUCUCAAGGACCAAAGCAUAUGCCUGCAGAAUGUGUGUGUAUUUGUGUUUAUGUGUGCGUGCAUGCUACAGUGGAGUUUGUUUGGUUUUUUUUUCUUUCUUUGGGCAUGCAAAUUUAGAAAGCCAAUUGAACCACAAGUUGAAGAGAAUGGACACUACUGCCAAAAUGUUUAAAUGUUUGUCUCCACCAUGACAUCUUUUUAAGAAUACAGAGUGGUUGUUGGUA